Entelurus aequoreus (snake pipefish) is the source of this 3023-nucleotide messenger RNA. RefSeq names its product sodium/calcium exchanger 1-like. Gene Ontology annotation, biological process: cell communication; sodium ion transmembrane transport; calcium ion import across plasma membrane. The record is from RefSeq and is a predicted model, not a curated record. NCBI's taxonomy places the organism in Eukaryota, Metazoa, Chordata, Actinopteri, Syngnathiformes, Syngnathidae. The transcript is spliced from 12 exons. Gene Ontology annotation, cellular component: axon; postsynapse; sarcolemma. Bases 133 to 2874 code for a protein of 913 amino acids. Gene Ontology annotation, molecular function: calcium:sodium antiporter activity.
ACGUGGAGGAGGGAAGGCACAGGAAGUUGGACGCUAACCACCGAGCUAGCAUGGAGAUGACCUGACACCAUCCAGGAAGUGACCUCGGAUCACGUUCAUCUGUUGGAACCAUGGCUGGUGGUCAUCAUCGCCAUGAUGACAUCAUCACUCAUGCUGUUGGCGUGCUUGAACCUGGCGUGCUCACAGGCUCCUCCCACCAACCACACGCCGACCAAUCACAGCAAAUGUGGCGGCAGCAGCGAGUGCAAAGAUGGCGUCAUCUUGUCGGUGUGGCGGCCGGAAGACCCCACCUUCUCCGAGCGGGUGGCUCGGGCCAGCAUCUAUUUUGCGGGCUUGGCGUACAUGUUCCUGGGCGUGUCCAUCAUCGCCGACCGCUUCAUGGCGUCCAUCCAGGUCAUCACGUCCCAGGAGAGGCGGGUCAGCAUCAAGAACGCCAACGGCCAGAAGGAGAUCACCACCGUGAGGGUCUGGAACGAGACCGUGUCCAACUUGACGCUCAUGGCGCUGGGGUCCUCGGCACCAGAAAUCCUGCUGUCCGUGGUGGAAGUCUGCGGUCACAACUUUGACGCCGGCGAGCUGGGCCCCAACACCAUCGUGGGAAGCGCCGCCUUUAACAUGUUCGUCAUCAUCGGCCUCUGCGUCUACGUCAUCCCCGACGGGCAAACGCGGCGAAUCAAACACUUGCGCGUCUUCUUCGUCACGGCCGCCUGGAGCGUCUUCGCCUACAUCUGGCUCUACCUCAUCCUGGCCGUCUUCUCGCCGGGCGUCGUUCAGAUCUGGGAGGGGCUUCUCACGCUCUUCUUCUUUCCCGUGUGCGUGGGCUUGGCGUACGUCGCCGACCGCCGCCUGCUCUUCUACAAGUACGUGUACAAGCGCUACCGAGCUGGGAAGCACAGGGGCGUCAUUAUCGAGACCGAAGGACGGCCGGAUUUUCCCUCCAAAGCUGACGUGGAAAUGAAUGUUGGAAGCUUCCUGCCGGGGGGCCGGGAGCUGCGACGGGGCGAAGAGCUUCGACAGGAGCUUCUGCAGGGUGGGGAGCUGCAACGGGGCAGGGAGCCACCGCAGGGCAAGGAGCUGCCGAGUGGCGAGCGUGGCUGGAGAUCGGAAGAAGCGGAGUUGAAAGCGAAGCAGCUGAUGGCGUUCAACACCCCGCUGGCCACGACAGGAACAGCCGACGUCCCAAAGAAGAGGGCGGCCCACCAGACAAGAACAAACAGGUCCUCCUGCGAGGUCUUCUUCCAGUCCUCCAGCUAUCAAUGCGUGGAGAACUGCGGCAGCAUGGCACUGAACGUGGUUCGACGAGGCGGCGGCCUCAGCGCGACAGUCGCCGUGGACUACCACACACAAGACGGCACCGCCAUCGCCGGGUCAGACUACCGCUCGGCACGCGGAACCUUGGUGUUCGCAGCAGGCGAGACGGUCAAGGAGAUCCUCAUCGACAUCAUGGAUGACGACAUCUUUGAAGAAGAGGAGCACUUCCUGGUGCACCUGAGCCAGGUGAGGCUGACGUCCCACCAGGAAGGAGAAGAAUCCCACGUCACUUUAGGUGUGUCCUCCACCGCCACCGUCGCCAUCUUGGAUGACGACCACGCGGGCAUCUUCAACUUGGAGGAGGAGAUGCUGAGUGUGAGUGAAAGUGUGGGCGUGAUGGAGGUGAAGGUGCUGAGAAGUUCAGGAUCCAGAGGACUUGUUCUGCUGCCGUACAGAACCCUUGAAGGCAGUGCUAAAGGUGGAGGACGACACUUUGAGGACAAUCAUGGUGUCCUGCAAUUUCACAACAAUGAAAUAUGUCAGAAUGUGAGCAUCCAGGUGGUGGCAGACGAGCAGUACGAGAAGAACAAGAACUUCUUCCUGGAGCUCGGUGAGCCUCGUCUGCUGGAGACGAGCCAGAGAAAAGCUGUUCUCCUCCAAGAAGAAGAAGGUGGACUUUGCCCAACAGGUAAAGACAUCUACAGGAAGCUGCAGGAAGCAGACAGAGGCCACACCUCCUCCAUCUUCACCACCUCAGGUGACCAGGACGUGCCCACCAAGGAGGACCAGGAGAGGCGCAUCGCUCAGAUGGGUCGACCUCAGUUGGGCCAAAACACCAAAGUGGAAAUCAUCAUCGAGGAGUCGUACGAGUUUAAGAGUGCGGUGGACAAAGUGAUGAAGAAGACUAGACUGGCCGUGCUGAUAGGAACAACAUCAUGGAGGCAACAGUUUGUGGACGCCAUGACAGUCACUGCAGGUGAUGAUGAUGAUCAAGAAGAAGAGAAGAAGGUUCCUUCCAGUCUGGACCUUGUUCUUCACUUCCUGACUAUCUUCUGGAAGCUUCUGUUUGCCUUAGUCCCGCCCACAGACUACUGCAGGGGCUGGCCCUGCUUCCUGGUGUCCAUCAUCAUCAUCGGGGUGUUGACCGCCUUCAUCGGGGACCUGGCCUCUCACUUUGGCUGCACCGUGGGCCUCAAGGACUCUGUCACCGCCGUGGUCUUUGUCGCCUUGGGCACCUCCGUACCAGACACCUUUGCCAGCAAGACGUCGGCCUGCCAAGACCAGUACGCCGACGCCUCCAUCGGCAACGUGACAGGAAGUAACGCCGUCAACGUGUUCCUGGGCAUCGGUGUGGCCUGGUCCAUUGCUGCCGUCUACCAUUACUCCCAGAACCAGGAGUUCAGGGUGGACCCGGGAACGCUGGCUUUCUCCGUCACGCUCUUCACCAUCUUCGCCUUCAUCUGCAUCGCCGUCCUCCUCUACCGGCGCCGAGCCGGGAUCGGCGGAGAACUGGGCGGGCCGCGGGUGCCCAAGAUGUUGACCACGGCUUUGUUCUUCAGUCUGUGGUUGAUGUACAUCAUCUUGUCCUCGCUGGAGGCCUACUGUCACAUCCAAGGCUUCUAGUCUGCUCCAACAUGGAUGCCCAGCUCUUGGUUACAUGACCAAACCCCGCCCCCAUGGGAACAUGUUUGGAUAUUAGCAUUAGCAUUAGCACACGAUAGUAAACACAUUCAACUCAAGUCGUCUGUUUUGGAAUUUUUACUGUUCAAUAA